AUGGGGGAACAUGCACUCACAACACCAGCACCCACAACACCAGCACCCACAACCCCAGCACCCACAACACCAGCACCCACAACACCAACACUCACAACACACACUCACAACACCAGCACUCACAACACCAGCACCCACAACCCCAACACCCACAACCCCAACAUCCACAACACCAGCACCCACAACCCCAACAUCCACAACACCAGCACCCACAACACCACACCCACAACCCCAGCACCCACAACACCAGCACCCACAACACCAGCACUCACAACCCCAGCACCCACAACACCAGCACCCACAACACCAGCACUCACAACCCCAGCACCCACAACACCAGCACCCACAACACCAGCACCCACAACACCAGCACUCACAACACCAGCACCCACAACCCCAGCACCCACAACACCAACACCCACACACCCACAACCCCAGCACCAACAACACCAGCACCCACAACACCAACACUCACAACACAGCACUCACAACAUCAGCACAACAUCAGCACCCACAACACCAGCACCCACAACACCAGCACCCACAACCCCAGCACCCACAACACCAACACCCACAACCCCAACACCCACAACCCCAACACCCACAACACCAGCAUCCACAACACCAGCAUCCACAACCCCAGCACCCACAACACCAGCACUCACAACACCAGCACUCACAACCUCAGCACCCACAACACCAGCACCCACAACACCAGCACCCACAACACCAGCACUCACAACACCCACAACACCAGCACCCACAACCCCAGCACCCACAACCCCAGCACAACACCAGCACCCACAACACCAGCACCCACAACCCCAGCACCCACAACCCCAGCACCCACAACCCCAGCACAACACCAGCACCCACAACACCAGCACCCACAACCCCAGCACCCACAACCCCAGCACAACACCAGCACCCACAACACCAGCACCCACAACCCCAGCACCCACAACCCCGGCACCAACAACACCCACAACCCCAGCACCCACAACACCAGCACCCACAACCCCAGCACCCACAACACCAGCACUCACAACACCAACACCCACAACCCCGGCACCAACAACACCCACAACCCCAGCACCCACAACACCAGCACCCACAACACCAGCACCCACAACCCCAGCACUCACAACACCAGCACCCACACCACAAGCACCCACAACACCCACAACACCAACAUCUCAUCUAGAUCAAUACCCACGGCCCGCGUGUUUUCUUCUCGUGCGACCCUGA
Molecule: messenger RNA, 1248 nt
Organism: Physella acuta
Lineage: Eukaryota; Metazoa; Mollusca; Gastropoda; Physidae
Product: mucin-2-like
Source: RefSeq, a predicted model, not a curated record